Molecule: messenger RNA, 1077 nt
Organism: Colletotrichum paranaense
Lineage: Eukaryota; Fungi; Ascomycota; Sordariomycetes; Glomerellales; Glomerellaceae
Product: thiamine pyrophosphokinase
Exons: 1
Coding region: 1-1077 (358 amino acids)
Source: RefSeq, a predicted model, not a curated record
AUGCCAGAUCCGCAGCCUCUCGGUGCUGAAGACCUGAAGAAACUACUGAAACUUGUCGAAAGCUACAACAACUUCCGAAACACAGGCGGUUACUGGGAAUUUGGUUACGAUGUUGGAACGGGCUGGAAGAAGAUGGGUGUUGUUACCGCUCACCACGCCCAACUUCUACAAAAGUUGAAAACGAAGUUGGAGGGACACCUUUCCUUCGACACGAUCGACGUUGGACAGAAAUCAUGUCGUCGUAUUCGACUACACGCGGACCAUUUGAAGGAUUCGAACGCUUUCGUUAAGGGAAUUAGAAAUAUACGAGAUAUCCUUUGCCCAAAAGAGAGUCGACAUACGGACAAAAAUUUCGGAGCAGUCUGGGAUGACGAAAAUGAGAUGUGGCCGCUGUACGGUAUUGAUCCCAACUCACCAUACGGAUUCGUCUGUGGUUUGUCUCCCGUCUUCGGCAUUGUGACUACUGGUGUUCAUCUCAACAUCUACACACGUGACACAAACGAUAUCAAAAAUCCGAAAAAGUUUUGUAUAUUCGUUGCGAGACGUUCGGAUCGGAAGUCAACCUUUCCAAGCAAGUACGAUCAGUGCGCUGCUGGAGGCUAUCAGUACGCAGGUGGGGGUUUCGGCAAAGCUCGCGACGCGACCGCGAAAGAAUGUCUGAAACGGGAAGUGAAAAAGGAACUGACUGAUAGUCUCCCAAAAGAGUGGUUCAAAGAUGUUGAGGAAGUCUCUCCGAUCCAGUUUGCUGUCCUGCGGGAUGAACGAUGGGGCGAAGACUUUCUUGGUGCCCCUGAACUCGGCGUCAAAAUUCCAUUCGAUUUGGAAGUGAAAAAAGACCCGAUUUUCAAGCCCAAUCCGGAUGAAGUCAAGUUAAUCGAGAAGAAGUCAGUCGGCGAGAUUGUCAAAGACCUUCUCGAUCACGACUUCAAGCCAAACUCCGCACUCGUGAUGAUCGAUUUUCUGAUCCGACACGGCUGUCUGGGAGAGAUCUCACCUGGCAACGUUUUGGAUCAGAUAAACGAAAUGCUCCAAAAGCACGCAAUUGUCAGUCAUCUUCCGUACUGGAAAGUGAUGUAA